Messenger RNA from Saprolegnia parasitica CBS 223.65, 590 nucleotides. RefSeq lists its product as hypothetical. NCBI's taxonomy places the organism in Eukaryota, Oomycota, Saprolegniomycetes, Saprolegniales, Saprolegniaceae. The record is from RefSeq and is a predicted model, not a curated record. Gene Ontology annotation, biological process: non-motile cilium assembly. Bases 1 to 450 code for a protein of 149 amino acids. Gene Ontology annotation, cellular component: ciliary transition zone. The transcript is spliced from 5 exons.
AUGGACCACCGCAGCGACAUUGUGCAGCAAGCCGAAGUCGGCGUCAACCUGCCGCUGCAAAUGCUGCUCUACUACAACGUCUACUUUGACGCCUUCACGUACCCGAUCUGGAUCGCUGUCUUUUAUCACAAGAUGACGGUGCUCUCGUAUGUGUCGACGAUACGCAAGUACGCCGAGAUCUGCUGCGUUUGCAUCUACGUGCCCACGGACGUACUGCGUCUCUACUUGGGCUACAGCGGGAAUCUCUUGGAAAAGGUACCCCAUCUCGUGGGCUUUGCCUUUCUGACCGUCGUGCCGCAAAUGCCCUGCAUGCUCGCCGUGCUGCACCUGGUCUUCCUCUGCGCGCAAAUGUACCAUGCGUACUACGCCUGCCGCGCCUCGAUUCGCCGGCAAACCGCCCACUUUAUGCGGCUCUGUGACAACGAGACGACCAAGAAGAAGGUCGUGUGACGACGCCAUGCGCGAGCGAUGAAGCAGAGGACGAUGAUGAUGACGAUGAUUGAAGCUCUUAGCAGUCCAAGUAGUUGGCGGCCAUGAGGAGCUCGAGCGCCAUUUCGGGCUCGAUCGCAAAGUCGGGGAUGCGCGCGUUG